Messenger RNA from Oncorhynchus keta (chum salmon), 1191 nucleotides. RefSeq lists its product as uncharacterized. NCBI's taxonomy places the organism in Eukaryota, Metazoa, Chordata, Actinopteri, Salmoniformes, Salmonidae. The record is from RefSeq and is a predicted model, not a curated record. The transcript is spliced from 2 exons. Bases 140 to 838 code for a protein of 232 amino acids.
CUCUACGCAGACGACACCAUUCUAUAUACUUUCGGCCCGUCAUUGGACACUGCUAUCUAACCUCCAAACGAGCUUCAAUGCCAUACAGCACUCCUUCCGUGGCCUCCAACUGCUCUUAAACGCGAGUAAAACCAAAUGCAUGCUUUUCAACCGAUCGCUGCCUGCACCCGCAUGCCCGACUAGCAUCACCACCCUGGAUGGUUCCGACCUUGAAUAUGUGGACAUCUAUAAGUACCUAGGUGUCUGGCUAGACUGCAAACUCUCCUUCCAGACUCACAUCAAACAUCUCCAAUCGAAAAUCAAAUCAAGAGUCGGCUUUCUAUUCCGCAACAAAGCCUCCUUCACUCACGCUGCCAAGCUUACCCUAGUAAAACUGACUAUCCUCGACUUCGGCGAUGUCAUCUACAAAAUGGCUUCCAACACUCUACUCAGCAAACUGGAUGCAGUCUAUCACAGUGCCAUCCGUUUUGUCACUAAAGCACCUUAUACCACCCACCACUGCGACUUGUAUGCUCUAGUCGGCUGGCCCUCACUACAUAUUCGUCGCCAGACCCACUGGCUCCAGGUCAUCUACAAGUCCAUGCUAGGUAAAGCUCCGCCUUAUCUCAGUUCACUGGUCACGAUGGCAACACCCAUCCGUAGCACGCGCUCCAGCAGGUGUAUCUCACUGAUCAUCCCUAAAGCCAACACCUCAUUUGGCCGCCUUUCGUUCCAGUACUCUGCUGCCUGUGACUGGAACGAAUUGCAAAAAUCGCUGAAGUUGGAGACUUUUAUCUCCCUCACCAACUUCAAACAUCAGCUAUCCGAGCAGCUAACUGAUCGCUGCAGCUGUACAUAGUCUAUAGGUAAAUAGCUCACCCUUUUUCACCUACCUCAUUCCCAUACUGUUUUUAUACUGUUUUUAUUUAUUUACUUUUCUGCUCUUUUGCACACCAAUAUCUCUACCUGUACAUGCCCAUCUGAUCAUUUAUCACUCCAGUGUUAAUCUGCAAAAUUGUAUUAUUCGCCUACCUCCUCAUGCCUUUUGCACACAUUGUAUAUAGACUGCCCAUUUUUUUCUACUGUGUUAUUGACUUGCUAAUUGUUUACUCCAUGUAUAACUCUGUGUUGUCUGUUCACACUGCUAUGCUUUAUCUUGGCCAGGUCGCAGUUGCAAAUGAGAACUUGUUCUCAACUAGCCUACCUGGUUAA